AUGUCUUACCAGGGAGAGAACAUCUACCUAACAGGUCAUUGUUUUAGGUACAUAACUAAAGAAGACGUUGCUGCAGCCUCGAUGGACAAGGUGAAGAAUGCGGGGGGCCAUGUCCGCCUGAUCACCAAGGAGGCUGGGCCGCAGGACACUUCUACAAAGGAGUGUCUUGAAGAUGGAGCCUCUGUCCCACCUCCGACUCCCUGCCUAGCGCAAGCUGGUCUCGCUGUGAAGCCGCCUGCGUCCAGAGGCUACCUGCAAGCUGUGGACAGUGAAGGACACCCACUGUACCUCCGCUGUCAGCAGCCCACGGGCCGAACGAAGCAAGAGUGCAAAGCGAACGCUUGGGACUCACGGUUUUGCUCUCUGAACUGUCAGGAGGAGUUUCGGAUUCGUUCUAACAACAGUUACCUGCGAGCCAAAGUAUUUGAAAUUGAACAUGGUGUGUGUCAGCUGUGUCAUCUGAACGCACAAGAGCUCUUUUUACGUCUGAGAGACGCUCCUAAAAGUCAGCGGAAGAGUCUUCUGGAUGCUGCCUGGACCUCACAGCUCCCUCUAGAUCAGCUUAACGAAAUGGUCAGAGCCCCCGGGGAAGGGCACUUCUGGCAGGUGGACCACAUCCGGCCGGUGUUCGGAGGAGGAGGACAGUGCUCCCUGGACAACCUGCAGACUCUCUGCACAGUCUGUCACAGAGAGAGAACUGCCAGGCAAGCCAAGGAAAGAAGCCAGGUGAGGAGACAGUCUCUGGCGGCAAAGCAUGGAUCCGACAUCACGCGGUUCUUGGUGAAGAAAUGAAGUUUAACAAACUUUGAAUGGAUGACAGAUGGCUUACCUGUGGAGGGAUUUAACUCGUUUUUUUCAUGUUUGUCUAAUAUUUUAAGAGUGAAAUUUUUUAGAAAGUCAAGACUUCAACUUCCCUUUUCAUAUUAAAUGCUUUUAUCGUUCAAUACCUUUUUAAAGUACCUAACAGAAAUCCUGAGGUGCAGUACUGUUUCUGUGACCUUGAUUUCAUGCAGACUCUCAAUUGUGUUUCCAUAAGGUUUUGUUAAGCUUUCAUUUCCUACUACUACCUUAAUCAUGGUGUUAGGCAUGGGUUGUACUUAAAAAAUAUAUUCUCAAUGACUUGCAAAAUGCUGCUGGGUUGGGAUUGUUUCAGGGCUGCUGAGCGCAUAGAAUGGGGCAUCGCAAGACCAUAAGGGAAGUUUUGGGAGCAAAUCCUCAUUAUUCAGGAAUCCUGGGCAAAGCGUGACCAGCCUGCUUAGUAUGCAAGAGAGACUCUGUUCACUAAAUCCUCCAAAAUGGGCUUGGGGUACACAUUCUGAGUGUUUUCUCUUUUAUUUCUUAGCCAGUUGUCUUUAUUAAAGUGAUGCUUUUUUAAAAAACCAACUAAUUGGACCUAUAGUGUUUGUGGACA
Molecule: messenger RNA, 1411 nt
Organism: Myotis lucifugus (little brown bat)
Lineage: Eukaryota; Metazoa; Chordata; Mammalia; Chiroptera; Vespertilionidae
Product: DNA annealing helicase and endonuclease ZRANB3-like
Exons: 4
Coding region: 1-792 (263 amino acids)
Biological process (GO): replication fork processing; DNA repair
Cellular component (GO): nuclear replication fork
Molecular function (GO): nucleic acid binding; zinc ion binding; endonuclease activity
Source: RefSeq, a predicted model, not a curated record